Messenger RNA from Podospora anserina S mat+, 2172 nucleotides. RefSeq lists its product as uncharacterized. Gene Ontology annotation, cellular component: cytosol. The record is from RefSeq and is a predicted model, not a curated record. Gene Ontology annotation, molecular function: asparagine synthase (glutamine-hydrolyzing) activity. Bases 1 to 2172 code for a protein of 723 amino acids. The transcript has 2 exons. Lineage: Eukaryota; Fungi; Ascomycota; Sordariomycetes; Sordariales; Podosporaceae.
AUGUGCGGCAUCACAGCCAGCAUUGCCCUCCCGCGAGGCAGGCUUGAUUCAGAGCCUGCCGUCGCCAAACAAACUCCUCCAGCAAACAAUUCAGCUCAGACAAAUGGCUCAACGUUCUCGGCUGGUCCCAUUGAAAAGCAACUUCGGUCCUCCAUCGAUAUCCUGAAUCAUCGUGGCCCAGAUGAAGCCGGAGUCUGGAUCAGCCAAGACAGCAGCAUUGCCCUUGGUCACUGCCGCUUAUCCAUCAACGACCUUUCUCCCAGCGGCUCCCAACCCCUUGUCAGUGAUGAUGGAAGCAUCCAUGCUGUCGUAAACGGGGAGAUCUACGACCAAGAUAGACUGUGGGAGGAGUGUCGCGAGCAGCAUGGCUACCAAUUUCGAGGAGAAAGCGACAGUGAACUCGUGGUAGCCUUGUACAAGAUCCACGGCGCUCCUCAUUUCUUCAAGUACUUGCGGGGAGAAUUUGCAUUCGUCUUGUAUGAUCGUCGUGAGGGGAAAAGAAGAGUGAUCGCUGCUCGCGAUCGGUUCGGUAUCAAGCCGUUGGUGUGGACUGUGUCGAACGAUCGACUCUUGAUCGCCUCAGAGGCCAAGGCUUUUUUGCCUCUGGGAUGGAAGGCCGAGUGGGACGUUGAUGCUAUCGUCAGCGGUGGGUGGAUGCUUGACGACAGGACCCUCUUCAAGGGAGUCCACAAGGUCCUUCCUGGGCAUUGGCUUCAGGUGACAGAGGAGAAGGGGAUCGAAGAUCAAGUAUACUGGGACGCUGAGUAUGAAGAUAAGACAAGGCCGCUUGAAGAGAUGGUCGAAGGUGUUCGUGAAAGGCUGGUCGAUUCGAUUCGUCUUAGGCUGCGCGCUGAUGUCCCAGUUGGCAUUUACCUGUCUGGUGGCAUCGACUCGUCAGCUGUCGCUGGUAUCGUUACCCACCUGGCAAAGACGGAGCAUGUAAAAAUUGGAGACCGUGAACCAACCACUCCAGUCACCUGCUUCAGUGUUCGAUUCCCAGAAGAAUCCGGUUAUGACGAGUCCAGUAUCGCAGAAAGAACAGCAAAAUGGCUUGGGGUUGAAACCAUCAAAGUCGAUGUCAACGAGGCACGUCUGGCAAGCGACUUUUCCGACACCGUGUGGCAUUGCGAGCAUCACCACUUCGACCUCAACACUGUGGCCAAGUUUGCUUUGUCUACGCUACCUCGAGAUCAUGGUGUCAAGGUCGUUCUCACGGGUGAAGGAGCCGACGAGCAUUUUGCUGGAUAUCCCUACUUCCCUGCCGAGUUUCUCUGCGAGCCAGACCUCGCGCUGCCAGAUACGACACUCAGCUCUGACAACGAGCUUCGCGAGGCCAUGAGACAGACCACGGAUGCCGAGAUGAGAGCCAUCUGGCGCAAUAUCGGUGCUAACCAGUACGACGGCCGGCUCGACCACCCCUCGCUUUCCGACGCGAACGCCCGGGGUAUGGCUGAGAGUAUCCUGGCGUGGCAUCCCACCCAGGGCCUCUUUGCACCCUGGGUCCAAUCCAAGUUCCAAGACCUCGACUGCCGGGCCACGCUUAUUACAUCACACCCAGCUUCUGUUCGCGCCAAGAUGCGAGGGCGCUGGCACCCACUGCACACUGCCCUGUACAUGUGGAAUAAGAGCUGUCUUGCCAAUGUCCUUUUGUCGUGUCUGGGCGACCGGACAGAGAUGGCACACAGUGUUGAGGCACGUACCCCUUUCCUGGAUCAUCACUUGGCCGAGUACGUGAACCGACUUCCUCCCAGCCUUAAGCUAUCGUACAAUCCCGCCGAAACAGCCACGCCAAAGCAAGGAGAAAAUCAGGGUCCCCUUUGGAAGACAGCCGGCUCUGGUCUUCACAGUCUUACUGAAAAAUGGAUUCUACGUGAGGCGGUAAGGCCAUUCAUUACUGAUGAGCUUUACCGACGGAGAAAACACCCUUUCCUGGCACCAACCAAAUGGCCUAAAGGGGGUCCUUUGCACCGCAUGUUUGAGACCCUCCUGACCAGACAGGCAGUUGAGGGCCUCGGCUUUGUGAACUGGGCCGCAGUUGAGCAUGCACUGCAAAAGGGAUUCGGCGACCAUGCUGAUCCGAAAGCGUUCCGUACUCUGAGUUAUGUGGCCGCAUGGGUAACGUUGGGCGAGAAAUUCGCGGUCGGACGAUCAAAGGUGAAUGGCUCCGCAUAA